Micropterus salmoides (largemouth bass) is the source of this 2044-nucleotide messenger RNA. It is a transcript of the gene rac3b, whose product is annotated as Rac family small GTPase 3b. Gene Ontology annotation, cellular component: cell projection; plasma membrane; cytoskeleton. The transcript has 6 exons. Gene Ontology annotation, biological process: regulation of cell shape; cortical cytoskeleton organization; regulation of actin cytoskeleton organization. The record is from RefSeq and is a predicted model, not a curated record. The coding region runs from base 124 to 702 and encodes 192 amino acids. Lineage: Eukaryota; Metazoa; Chordata; Actinopteri; Centrarchiformes; Centrarchidae. Gene Ontology annotation, molecular function: GTPase activity; protein kinase binding; GTP binding.
CUGUUCGCCAUCGACCCCUUUUACUGCGGCUCCAUCGCCGAGCGGACUGGUUCGCUACUCUCCUCCGUUGGAUCCAUUAAACCACUCGUACCGGUUCCCUGAAAGCCUCUAGCUCCUGUACAAAUGCAAGCGAUCAAAUGUGUGGUGGUCGGCGACGGGGCUGUGGGUAAGACCUGUCUGCUGAUUAGUUACACCACCAAUGCCUUCCCUGGUGAAUACAUCCCCACUGUCUUUGACAACUAUUCUGCCAAUGUGAUGGUAGAUGGGAAACCAGUGAAUCUGGGCCUUUGGGAUACAGCAGGACAGGAGGACUACGAUAGGCUCAGACCACUGUCUUACCCACAGACGGAUGUGUUCUUGAUAUGCUUCUCCCUGGUCAGUCCGGCCUCCUUUGAGAACGUCCGAGCUAAGUGGUACCCUGAGGUGAGACACCACUGCCCCAACACACCCAUCAUCCUGGUGGGCACCAAGCUGGAUCUGCGAGAUGACAAGGACACCAUUGAGAGGCUGCGAGACAAGAAGCUUUCCCCCAUCACCUACCCGCAGGGCCUGGCUAUGGCAAGAGAGAUUGGGGCUGUGAAGUACCUGGAAUGCUCUGCUCUGACCCAGCGAGGCCUGAAGACGGUAUUCGACGAGGCUAUCCGAGCCGUGCUCUGCCCUCCGCCCGUGAAGAAGAGGGGAAAGAGGUGCACCAUGUUCUGAGGAGGGAGCACUGCUAAAACACUACACUACAUCACCAUGAACAACAACCACUACUUCUCUGGAUUAAGGGGAUGAGAGAGAAAAACUAGCGAGAGUGAGUGUGCACUGCUGAGAUUGCUUUCUUUAUAUUGAUGUUUUUUCAAAGCAAUAUUGGUAACAAGACCAAUAUUUAAUUGGAUUUUUUUACCAUUACUGAAUAGGUUCAUAGGCUCUCUGUGAAAGACAUCUGACUGUCCAUCUACUUUUUACUCAUAGAACAACAUCAAGUUGCCACGAGGGCUGACAAAGAUUUCUAUUACUUGUCUUCAUACUGCAACAUCUCUUCUUUAUCAACCAUGCUUGCUUGAAUUAAUGCAGUGUUGACUAGAUAGAAAGUGAACUGUGAAUACGCCUUCAGGUCUGAAGUUACCCUCAGCUCCUGAUCUAAGAUCAGCACGCUACUGGCAUGCACACAGAAAUCUGUUGGAACUGAUAGUAAAAACUUAAUACUACUGCAUUCACUGAAUUUAAAAAAUAGAGCAUGAUGUCUUAAAUGGUAAUGACGUGUUUAUCUACAACAAAUCAAAGUGAGAUGUUAAAGGGAAAGUCCAGUUUAUUACAACCUGGGUCUUAUUUUUGUAGUUUUAUUCAUCAUUCCAAACAGUAAUGACAUUGUAUUCACCAAGUAAAUUGCUGAGAUUUAGGAAUGUCGCAUUUCUACUUAAUAUUGAAGCUUUUCACUUCUAAUAGAGGCUUUAUGUCAAAAAUUGUUUCAAAAUAAGACCUUCAUUAUUUUUGUUUUAUGCAAAUAUGUUGCAUAUUGCCAAAUCACUGUUUUUAGAAUCAGAUGGCCACACAGAAAAUCUGGGGCCAGGUAGUGUUCUAGCUUUGAAAAGCUGUAACAUUGGACAAAGUUAAAGGAACAGCGGUUAAUGGGGGCCCAGGGGCUCAUUUUUGCCCUUAACCUAAGUGGUUUAGGAGCCUUGGUCAACUGUAAUGACUGUCUAGCUACUCAUAUUCCUUGCCCUUUCGGACAUCUCAGCCAUUCCUUUAAUGAGUGCCGUGUUAUUUAUACUGAUAGGAACAUUUUCCUAUAAAAUGAUUAUAUGAAAGAGACCUAGCAAAACUUAGAAAUGCAGUCAAAAGUUUUAAAUCCAAUGACUUUUAGCCUCAAUCCUAAAAUUAGGUUUGUGUGAAGGCUCAUUCUUGACCUUGUGAAUAGGAGUUUGACAAAAAAAAAAGUUCCCAUCAGUUAUCAGGUCCAUCAGCCACACCUUGCUGCCUGAUCAGUCAAAGACUGAGGUGUGGCUACAAGGUCAAGAAUGAAUGUUCAAGCCCUGCUUGUGAAGAGUAGUUUGACAAA